Helicoverpa zea (corn earworm) is the source of this 2621-nucleotide messenger RNA. Its product is annotated as homeobox protein aristaless-like. Gene Ontology annotation, biological process: regulation of transcription by RNA polymerase II. Bases 386 to 1459 code for a protein of 357 amino acids. Lineage: Eukaryota; Metazoa; Arthropoda; Insecta; Lepidoptera; Noctuidae. Gene Ontology annotation, molecular function: RNA polymerase II transcription regulatory region sequence-specific DNA binding; DNA-binding transcription factor activity, RNA polymerase II-specific. The record is from RefSeq and is a predicted model, not a curated record. The transcript has 5 exons.
CGGCCUCACCACCGCGGAGUCACCGCGCGUAGCGCGCGACUGUCGCAAAAAUUCGCGCAACUGACGCCGCCGGGGAACAUACGCGCCUUUACUCGAACCUUACGCUCUUAUCAUUUGCACCCCAGUGACUUUAGUGAACACUGUGCUAAUCUAAACUUUACAAAGAAACUUUACUUUAUAAAAAAAUUGCAAAGUUGCCGUUCAGUGACUAAAACUUUAGUGGCCAGUGACUCAACAAGUGAUAACUCCGUAAGAAAAAAAAAACUGAAAUGAGUUCCAAAUACGGAUUGCUUGUCAAAUUUUCGCGCGCGUCGUGACUCGAAAAUGUCAAAUAAAAACAAAAGUACUGUUGGGAAAAGGAAAUUGUGUGCCAAGUUAGUCGAAAAUGGACUUGACGACUCGUCGAGGGGAAAUGCUGGACGGUGCCGGGGAAGUGACGCUGAACGGGACUGACCAGGUGUGCCGGGAGCUAGUGAACGGAACGGAGAGCUGUGACGUCAGCACGGUGACAGCUGAAGUGACGACCUCGAGGAAGACGAGCUCGUUCAGCAUCAGGAACCUCGUCGGCACGGGAGAUUCGGAUAGACCGGCUGAUACGCCUAACAAUAGCGAUGAUUACUUCACGCAAAGCCAAGAGUACCAGAAAUACGCAACUGCUAUGGGGGUCUCCGAAGCCCCCAAAGACGACUCACCCCGGACGACACCGGAGCUGUCCCGGGCCGACCAGUCCCCGUCAGAGCGCCCACCGCCAGGGUCGGCAGACAGCGAUGAUGCUGAUGAGUUCGCCCCCAAGAGGAAGCAGAGACGGUAUAGGACGACCUUCACCAGCUUCCAGCUUGAGGAGUUGGAGAAAGCGUUCUCGAGGACUCAUUAUCCUGAUGUUUUUACGAGAGAAGAGCUCGCUAUGAAAAUUGGCCUAACAGAAGCCCGAAUACAGGUCUGGUUUCAAAACCGUCGCGCGAAAUGGCGCAAACAGGAGAAGGUUGGGCCUCAGGCGCAUCCAUACAACCCUUACUUAGGAGGUGCGGGGGGAGCUCCCCCUCCGUCUGUGGUGGCGUCCAUGCCGAACCCCUUCUCACAGCUCGGCUUUGGCUUCAGGAAGCCGUUUGAUACGAAUGCCUUGGCACAGUUUAGAUACGCCGGAGCGCCAGUCCUGGGCGCGCAAUACCUCGGCGCCCCUCUCCCCCGGCCGCCGCUCUUCAGCGCCCCUCUCUACACCAGCAGCCCUCCCUUCCACUCGCUACUCGCAGGCCUAGCCGCCCCACCUCGGCAGUCCCCCGACCCGCCGCCCGUCUCACCCCCCAUCUCACCCGGCAGCGAGUCUCCCCCAACACAACCAUCAGCCCCAGAGAUAGAGAGAAGAAGUUCCAGCAUCGCAGCCCUCAGGAUGGCUGCCAGAGAACACGAGCUCCGACUAGAGAUCCUCCGACAAAGGCACCAUACAGACCUGAUUAGUUGAACACAACCUCGGCUCCGUUUCGGAGAACUCAAAUCCGGUUUCCUAAUUGAAGCUUGAACCUUUGGCAAGGCUGGUUUGCGAACAUAUCUAGACAUGUGAACGCUGUUACUUAUUUGUAAAAUGUCGGGAAUCAGGUUGUGUUAUGAAGAAAAAAAUUAAGUAUAAUUUUUGCGCACUUUUUGUCAUUUAGCCGUUGAUUAUUUUCGCUUUUUGUUACGAGUUCCAAGUUAUUGUUUCUCAGCCAUUCGAGGCGUCAGAAGUGAACAGAAAAGAUAUAUUUAACGAAGAUUGUAAAAAGUAUAAAACCUAGAACCAGUUAGAUAUCUUAAUUGUAAUUAAGAACUCGGUUGGUACAGCUUGAAAUAUCUGGAAGAUAAUGACAAAAAGUGACAAGAAAAUUAAAUGGCUCAGUACUUAUUUACAAUUAAAUACGUUUUUUAUUUCUGUAAAUUAAUCGAGUGUAUAAACCUGUUCCAGUGAGCUAUAUAAAAUAUUUACAUGUAAUUAUAUUUUGGCUAAACGCCUUGUAAGAUAACUAUUGUAGUAAAUAUUAGUACGUUAUAUGUUAAUACGUUUAUAAAGACGUAAAUACUUCAAAUCCGUCCAUUAUAGGCCUUAUUGUUAUUUAUUGUAGGAUAAGUACUUAAUUAUUUUAAGUUUUUCAAAGUGAUGUUUGCUAAUUCCGAGGAAAUGUUCAUGCCUUCAUUGUGCCUUUAAUCACGAAAAGUAUUAGAAAACUGUAUGUAUACGUAAAAAGACAAUAAACAUACAAUAAAUAAGUAUUUAUUCAUAAUGUAAAAAUGAGUUUUCUUCAGAAAGAUUGGAUCACUUCUUAACUAAAAGUAAUUCAAAGGCAUUUUAACUUAUCUCUUUUUUGUACAAUAAUAAUUUUAUGUGAUUGCGUGGGUAUUGCAUAUGUUUUGGUGUGGUGUCGGUUGCCAUUUUAAUCAAUAGCUAUUCAAAAUUAACACGUUUUUGUAUUGUUUUGGAAAAGUACGUUAUUUUAAGUUGCACCAAAGAGGAUUGAAUGAACCACAAAGUUCUGUUUAAAAAAAAUAGUUGCACAAAAUACAGUGUCUAUGCUUUUACUGUUUGUUAAAAAGGAAAAAAAAACAUCAUUAUGGAUUAUCUUGUAUAAAAAUAAAAGUAUCGAAACCUUUUA